Messenger RNA from Ustilago hordei, 3558 nucleotides. RefSeq lists its product as uncharacterized. Bases 1 to 3558 code for a protein of 1185 amino acids. The record is from RefSeq and is a predicted model, not a curated record. The transcript has 2 exons. NCBI's taxonomy places the organism in Eukaryota, Fungi, Basidiomycota, Ustilaginomycetes, Ustilaginales, Ustilaginaceae.
AUGUCUCGACAACUCAGCGCAGGUAAAUACCGUUCCGCUAGAAGAGCAGACUCCGUUCACCCUUUGAACCAUCGCAAAAGCCUUCAGGCCAAGUUACAAACAAGCCCAGCCCGCUCCAGCCCUUAUCAUCGGGCCGGCUCAUUCAAAUCCGGCCCUCCUUCUUCGCGCUCCGCCUCGAGCGUCGGAGGAUCGCCCCGUCCCUUGUUCCAAUCCGACGACGAUCUCUCCAGCUCGGGAGACGACAACAACGACCUUGGUUCUAAGCACAUACCAGGCAUCAAACUGCCCAUACCAACUCUCGCAAUGUCAUCCAGAAAGAUGGCAAGAUCACUCAACGGCAAGAAGCCCACCAAGGUUUACUCUAGCAAGAAGGAUCGACCUCGUGCCGAGCGCAAGGCAAGCGUCCGCAAGGAGCGCUUCGAAGAGCUCGACACCGACUCCGAUCUCACCGAUCCCCCCUCCGACAACUAUGCCGAAGGCGCUGCUUCCACCGCCGGCCGAUCCUACUCGGCUCGUGAAAAGGGCAAAGCUAGGAGCUUAGACAGCGAUGACCUCGAAUCAGACUCGGACACCGAGAUGGAACGCAAGCUUGCUGAGGCUGGCGAUGGCGAAUCUCUUCUCGGCAGCGGUGCCUCCGGCGAUGACACAGAAGAGGAGGAAGAACGUUUCAUCAUUCAGGACGCUCUGCACAGGCAGUCCAAAGCUAAAGCCCGUCUUCAACACCGCGAUCCAUCAGUUCGUAGAUGCACAGGUGGCGAUCGCGACUCGGCUAGCAGAAGUGAUCUACAACACCGCGCUCGUUCUAUCACAAUAGGAGACGGCGCUGCUGCCGAAGAAGCAGAAGCCGACGCAGAGGACGACGAUGAAGACGAUGAAGACGAUGAUGAAGAUGAUGACGCAGAUGCCGACCUUCUCUCCAUGUCACCUGACACCCUCCGCAUGUAUGGUCUUCCGGUCAUCGAGGACGAGCUCUUCGAAGAACAAGAGGCUUUCAACUCUUCUUCCGAGCCAUCCUUCACCGACUUCUUCGAGACGUCUACCGACAGCGAAAUGGAUAUAGCCGAUGCGCAAAACGAAAAUGGAGACGACGACGAUGAAUUCACCACUGACUCGGACGAAGACAGAGACAUCAGCGAUCUUGAAGGUGGCCUCCUCGACGCUCCUCUGAUCGCACACAUCGGUACUGCUCCUGAAGGUGAUCGGAACGCUGCUGUAACCGAUGCAGCUGCAGAUGGCACACUGCAACCCAAGCCUGAGAUGCCCUUGCUCGUCAUCGAAGACCUCGACGGCCGACUUAUCUAUGCCAGAGCUGGUGACGGAGAAGCUGUCUUCGGUUCUGAUGGCGAGUUCGAGUUUGUCGAUGACAGUGAUGAUGACAGCGCCGAUUGGGAGUUUGAUCAAGGCGGCAACAGGCUUUGGUCCGGAUCUGGCGGUCACAGUGGCCUGCUUGGAGCUCCCGAGGACGACGGCGACACCACGGAUGAGCUUGCAGACGAAGACAUGCCAUACCCCAGACUUCUCGUCGGCUCCGUGGCUCCUCGUGGCGGUCGCAACGCUAGACGCGCAAGGGCCAUGGCCACGAACUCGCGUCGUCUCUCACCAGCAGCUCCCAGCUCUUUGUCCUCCCCUUCGAUGCCACACACUGCACAAGCAGUGCCAGCAUCUGACUCUAGCGUCAACGGCAAGCUGUCCAGCAGUGGUUCCGGAGGCUCGCCCGUCUCUUCGGAUGAACAGGCCGCUGCCAACGAAGUCGGAAUCACCAUUUCGACCGAAGAGCUUGCCCGCGAUCCUGAAGGCACCUUGAAGGCCGCCGCUGCUGCUCUCGGUGUUACGAUGGAAGAGGCUGCUUCACUUAUCGCUGGUGUCCAGAUUCCUGCCAUAACUGGCGAGGGCAACAGCGCAAGUGGCAGCGCCAACACCAGCAUUAGCGGUCAUGCCAGUGGAACCAGCUCCACCAACAAUACCAUGGCUGCGCCCAAGGCGCCAGAGCAGCAGCGCGUCACCAACGUCGCCAAACCGCAAAUGGGCAGUUUCAUGCCCACAUCCGCCAAGUCAGUCCACCGUGCCGUUAUUGAUGGAUCUCGCAAAGCACCUUCGCCCUUCUCGGGCAAGAGAAGUCUGGAGAAGAAGGGGCUUGCCAAGAAGCGCAGUGCUGGUCGUCGUAGCUCGCUCAUGGAAGAGGGAUUCUCUGCCAAGCGUCUCCGUCGAUUCUCUUCGGCCAAUGACGCUGCUUCCGCUUUGGAUGAGUACAGCGAGAUGGCACCAUCGUCACCCGAACCCGUGGCUGAGGUCGACCCGAUGGAGCUUGAUGACGUUGUCGACUCAAGUAUGAUCUGGCGUGGCACUGGCUCCAAGUCACCUUCACCUGAACCCGAAGUUGGCGAGGGACAGGAUGGGGGACGACGCUCAUCUAUUCGCUCUGCCCGCAAGACAUCUUCGGCCCCCGGACUCAACCUCAACGCCUUUUCUCGAUGGAACAAGAUCCCAAUGGGCUCCUUCCGUGAUUCUCAAGCAGCGCCAGCACCAUCGCAGAAUGCCUUUCAACAACAGCAGCAUCAGCACCAACAGCCGCUUGGCACCUUCUUGCUCACUCGGUCCCAAGGACAGUCAGGGCAGAAACGCACCAGCUCGCCUUUUCGAUCUAGCUCGCACGCGGUGCGUCACCCAGAGAUGUUCUCAAUCAGCCCUCUGCGCCAGCGGCACGAAGACAAGAGCAACGAAGUUGGUGGUUCGAACGACAGCACGUUGGGACGACGACGUUCGUUCAUCAUCUCGCCUGUCCUCUUUCCUACACGAGGCGGCGAGAUUCCACCACCUUCCUCUAGCUCGUACGCUGCUGCCCAGAAGAUGCCCACGUACAGUCAGGUUGCUGGCAUGUGUCUCGGUGGCAGCAGCAGUGGCGCUGGCGACGCCGCAAGCGUAGCUUCUGGCAACAGCGCUGGCCCCGGCCGUAUCACUCGCCGAGAGAAGAGGGAGAGGCGCCUCAAGCGGGCCGCUAUGCUGGCUUCGCAAGCCGAGGAUGGUGCUGGGAACUCUCGACAGACAGCUGAAGAUGGAAGACGCUCGUCAACUUCUCCCAUGCCCACUACGCCUCUUUCGCAGCUUUCCGGUUUGCAAGAAGGCGCCGUCGGCUACGAAGAGGGCGACUCUCCCGCUACGGCCUUCCCUCGGAUGCGCAUCACUGACGCAACGCCCACACCACGAGGCUCGCCUGGUCCUCAUGGUUUCAAUGGCCCACCUGUAGUGGGCAAGGAUUUGCUUGAGCCUGUCUCGAGCUUCAAUCCUCAGAGCCACCUCACUCCAACCAAGAGCAACGGCACUGCUGGGCAAAUGGCUUCAAGCGAGACCUUAGCCAGCGAGUCGGUGCCCAGCAGGGUUACCAAGGAGCCCAAUGUCGAAGGUCAGGAUCAGGAUGGUUCGGGUACGGCCUCCAUGUCAGGUGCUCUACCCUCGUCAGCCUGCAAGACACCUCUUCACUCGCCGUUGUUCGGUGGCAUCUUGGGCGGCGCGCUCAACUACGAUUUGGAGGACAAAGAGGCCGAGCAUCUGCGUAUCUAA